CUUUAUGGAAUUCAACUCCGCAGCUCAACAAACAACUCCAUUAUCGUUCGGUUAUCAAGGAACGGUUUACCUUUCUCGUCCGUUUUCGUUUCAGCAUAUCAAGUUCCCCUGGCUUUUCAAAAAGUAUAUUUUUGAAAGCUCAAGGCUGUUGUUAUCCGUUCCCAAAAAAGAAUUCAUUACGAUUUWAAAAAAAAAGAGACAAAAGCCUGCGGAGGCACAGAUUGAAUCAAAAUGGGUUUCAUGAUGUUGGUCAUGUUAUAUCUGCUCGCAGAAAAUGUUGCAGUUGUCAAGGCAAACAACUGUUGGCAGACUUCCGUUAGCAUCCAUUACACAACGGGGCCCUCGGUGGUCACCGUUACACAGAGCGACGCAAACAGURUCAUGAAUGAGGCAUUGAAUCAUGGGAAAGGUCAGCUGUCCUGUUCGGGUUUAACACUCAAGCUCCUUAACGUUACCAUAACAACCCCUGGAAACCGAUAUUCCAUUACAGGACUCUUUGGAGUCAUAUAUGGUAACAUGGAUUCAAGUCAAAAAUCGAAUGCGCAGUCAUGUCUUGCAAAUGCCGUGAUAUUCAAUGACAUCGUCUUGAGACCAGAUUACUAUACGAGUCCUCUGAAAGGGUCUUACUGGGCAGACCGCGCAUCGUUAACCAACUUUCAAGAUUCUACCUGUUGUUUUAAUGGGAUGUUCCCGUCAAAUGGCGUGUGCGUUUCUCCGGCAGCAUCAUCUUCAAUCGUUACCUUAUUACCAUCGACAAGCAUCACUUCAACUUCUGUGCCUGUGGUCGCGACUACAUCGGAGUCAUUAACGCCAACUACAGCACCUACUACAGCUUUGUCAGUAACUUCAACGAUCCAGACAACAACACCGUCAGCACCACCGCCAAUAACACCGCGAACAACACCGCCAACAACRGCGCCAAAUAUUCCAACUACGAUUCACACAACUACACCAAUGUUUUUGGAUUUCGUUAACUUCGUCUCAAGGAUAAGCGUCAGUCCUGGAGACACUGUUCAACUGUUUUGCGCCGUUCUAGGAACAGCGACUAAUAUCGUAAUGACCUGGUCCAAGAACGACAGAACAUUUAAUCUUGACUAUUCUCAAGGCAGUUUGAACUACACCAAAGCACUGGUGCUGACAAUCGAGGGUGUUACAACAAAAGAUGCUGGUUUGUACGUCUGUGAUGUAGGUUCAAGUAUUGGAAUUAUAAAAGGAAUUUUAAAGCUUGAAGUACAAGGUAUUUAAAUGAGAUAGUAUUCGCACUUGCCUAUAAUGAUUUCAC
Molecule: messenger RNA, 1282 nt
Organism: Actinia tenebrosa (Australian red waratah sea anemone)
Lineage: Eukaryota; Metazoa; Cnidaria; Anthozoa; Actiniaria; Actiniidae
Biological process (GO): positive regulation of kinase activity; cell surface receptor protein tyrosine kinase signaling pathway; protein phosphorylation
Cellular component (GO): plasma membrane; signaling receptor complex
Molecular function (GO): transmembrane receptor protein tyrosine kinase activity; protein binding; ATP binding
Source: RefSeq, a predicted model, not a curated record